Messenger RNA from Anisakis simplex (herring worm), 537 nucleotides. The record is from the annotation of a GenBank genome assembly. Lineage: Eukaryota; Metazoa; Nematoda; Chromadorea; Rhabditida; Anisakidae.
AUGAAUACCUCUUUUGCAGCCCGUCCUAUACCACCUUGCUAUAUCGCAUUUCUCAUAGAUGCAUCGGGCAAAGCUAAGCAUUUCCAGCAAGAGGUGGAGGCACUAACGAACAUAACAGAAAACUGGAGUUUGGAUGGCUCUGGAAGAUUACACGUGAGUGCAGCUAGUACUGGACUAAGUGCAAAGGAUCCAGAUACUGAUGUGCCAGAUUUUGUUACGACACGAACGGAGUGGGAUAAGGUUCCACCACUUUUGGUUAACGAUGCUAUUCUCCGUGGGGAUGAUUCGCCAACGUCACCGACUAAUGACGCGGCAGGAAUCAAAGCAGCGCUGAAUGUUUCCAAGCCGUGGUUACCUUGUAGGAUGGCUCGUCGAGAAUCCAUUUUAAUGGUUUCUAUUGACGGUGGUUCUUCAGACUUGCGUCAAUUAUCGUAUCCGUCAGAAGAUUUGUUCAUGGAAAUGAACAACUUCAAUCAAGAAGAAAUUCAUGAGUUAAGUAAAAUGAUAAUGCUGAAUUCAUGUGUUCAUCUUCAUUGA